CGAUGCGCUGUAACGGGUUUUCGUCAUUGUCUGUGUACGCAUUUUUCGUCAACGUUUAACGGUUCACGACUACGAUUACGACUUCGACGACGACGACUAUAGCGAGCAGUAGAAAUUGCCACUCGAGAGUGCAAAGUGUGCGCUAAUAAUAAAGUAAAUCACUACCAAUUUGCUAAUCAACUAAAAAGUAUCCAGCAAAAACAAGGAACUACACAACAAAAGUGACAAAAUGCAUGUGCCAUUCUAAAUCUCAAAAAGGAGAAAUUUGGAGCAGUAUCAAUUAGUUUAGUGGAGUGCACGCCUGGAUAUCACUGCAACCUAACAUACACUUAUGUGGAAUAUAUGGAAUACAUCUUAAGAUAUAUACCAUAUAUAGUACUAUAAUUAAAUCUUAGACUAAACAUAGCAAGUAAACGGGAAAACGAUAAUCAAUCAACAAUCACUACUAUACAUAAAACACAUCACACAACAUGGGAAAAGAUUACUAUAAAACGCUGGGUCUGCCAAAAACUGCCACCGAUGAUGAGAUUAAGAAGGCCUACAGAAAGCUGGCACUGCGCUAUCAUCCGGACAAAAAUAAAGCGGCAAAUGCCGAAGAGAAAUUCAAAGAGGUAGCCGAGGCAUAUGAAGUAUUAUCGGACAAGAACAAACGUGAGGUUUACGAUAAGUAUGGCGAGGAUGGUCUCAAGAGUGGUGGCACUCGUAAUGGCACCGGCCCCAAAAAUACAUUUACAUAUCAGUUCCAUGGCGACCCACGCGCCACAUUUGCACAGUUCUUUGGCAGUAGCAAUCCUUUCGCCUCGUUCUUCGAUAUGGGGGACAACCUGUUCGAUAAGAAUGUAUUCGAUUUGGAUACGGAACCAGAUUUCUUUUCAUCCCCCUUUGGCGGUCUAGGGUCAAGGCAUGGUCUGGGCAGUGCUUUUAGGCCCUCUUUCAGAUCACACUCCUUCAAUGUGCAUACACCGUUCAAGAAGGAGCAGAAACAAGAUCCACCCGUUGAACACGAUCUCUAUGUCACCCUGGAGGAAAUCUAUCAUGGCUGUGUUAAGAAAAUGAAAAUCUCACGUCGUGUGGUGCAAGCGGAUGGCAGCUCCAAGAAGGAGGACAAAUAUGUGUCGAUAUCAAUAAAGCCGGGCUGGAAAUCGGGCACGAAGGUGACGUUUCAGAAGGAAGGCGAUCAGGCACCCGGAAAAAUACCAGCGGAUAUUGUGUUCAUAAUUAGGGACAAACCCCAUGCCAUGUUCAAGCGCGAAGGUAGCGACUUACGAUAUACGGCACGAUUAACACUUAGGCAGGCGCUGUGCGGCGUUGUGUUUCAAGUUCCUACAAUGUCCGGCGAUAAGUUGCGCAUCAGCACCAUGCAGGAGAUUAUUAAGCCGAACACCGUGAAACGCAUACAAGGCUAUGGCUUACCCUUCCCGAAGGACACCACGCGCAAAGGUGAUCUACUUGUGGCCUUCGAUAUACAAUUUCCGGAGAAAUUGACUGCCGCACAAAAGGAAGUGCUCAGGGAUAUGUUAUGAAAAUGAUAUUCAUAAUGGAGUUAUUGUUCAAGGAUGUAGAAGGAAAGUGUGUGCGAUUCACUCACCCAGUCGAAAUGCCUACUUAGUUAUAGGAACUAAAAAUAAAAAUAAAAAACAAUACCAGAAAUUUGUCAUUGCCAAGUUUAUGCGAAGCCAAAAAGGAAUUUCAGUUUCACAAACUUCAGAUAUCGCAUAAACAUGGCUAGUUUAUGUAUGUGAGAGAUAUAAGAGCAGUUGUCAUCAGUUAUUUUCUUUUUAGGCGCAUUUCAUUUGUGACGUUUUUUACAGAACUUUUUAACGUACUCGUAUGCAUCAAAAGUUUGUGCUCAGUUGCAAUGUGUU
Scaptodrosophila lebanonensis is the source of this 1865-nucleotide messenger RNA. Its product is annotated as dnaJ protein homolog 1. Gene Ontology annotation, molecular function: protein-folding chaperone binding. Lineage: Eukaryota; Metazoa; Arthropoda; Insecta; Diptera; Drosophilidae. The transcript has 6 exons. The record is from RefSeq and is a predicted model, not a curated record. Gene Ontology annotation, cellular component: cytosol. Gene Ontology annotation, biological process: negative regulation of transcription by RNA polymerase II. The coding region runs from base 471 to 1523 and encodes 350 amino acids.